Molecule: messenger RNA, 3081 nt
Organism: Haliotis rubra (blacklip abalone)
Lineage: Eukaryota; Metazoa; Mollusca; Gastropoda; Lepetellida; Haliotidae
Exons: 7
Coding region: 1-1830 (609 amino acids)
Source: RefSeq, a predicted model, not a curated record
AUGGCACGGACUGAUGUCGCACCCAAAGAAAAGAAGAUUGUCAGCGCCUCAGCUGAAACUGUAUCUCAUCAACCAGCCACGGGGCAGAAGAAAGCCAUCUCAGAGAGCAGUCUUUGUGAGAGUCGCGUUGACAGUAGAAAAAGUCGAAAUAGUCGCGCGUCUCGUGUUUCAGUUGAAAGUCCGUACAGGUUGUGUGUUCUCAGCUCAAGGGACCGAAAUACCGAAUCAAGACUGCGCGCAUCUGAACUCUCCAACUAUGCCCAACCAACAGACAACGAUCAUGAUGCGUUGAAAAACAUUGAUGAAGUAGAAACUUGUCAGAUUGUUGGCAGCAAACAAACUGUGUCCUUUGAAAGCCCAACGUGCUUAGAAAGAAAUGACUCUCUCAAGACACCAACGAAUCGUCGGCGAAGUACGCUGUCUCAAGCCUUGUCCAAGACUAUAACAAUACCAGCUCCGCCGCCCUGUGUCUCCGUCACAUCAAUUCCCGCUGAUCCCGUCGUCCAACCCCAGGAGACGGUGAAGUCCUCUGGUGACAAGCCUAGACUGGUGCAGCUCUUCAAGAAGAUUUACAACAUCGUCCUGCUGUUUCGUGGCACGAGUCGCCAGUUGGCAGGGCAGGUUCAGAAGGACGACCAAGUGUUCCGGGUGAUUGGGCGGGACGGCAGAGCCAUUAGCUUUGACUUCCGCGAGUUCUGCACCAGCUCUAAGAACUAUGGGGGAUUGACGAAGAGAGCUAGAGAGGCCCUCGCACGCAGAUCAGGCCAGAGAGGUCAAGGGGAUAUCAAAUGUUUGUUGGAGGUGAUUAAUCGACUCCCUGUGUUCGCCAAGUACUCGACGGAUGUGAAGGAAGCCCUGGCUGACCGUCUCCACUACGAGCAGGUCGGGGCCGGGAGGGUGGUUAUAAAGCAGGGUCAUGACGGGACCAAUGUCUACUUCGUCGUGUCCGGGUCGCUGGGGUGUAGAUUGUCGGAGAAAGACCCACGAACAGGUGGCGAGUUGGUGACCUAUCUCCCCGACAUUAAGGCAGGCGCUACCUUCGGUGAGCUGGCCUUUGUCAGAAAAGUCAAAAGAAGCGCCACAGUUAUCUGUCACACUGACUGCGAGCUUCUGAUGUUGAGUAAGUCAGACUUCAACGAUGUUGUGAGGGAGGCGUGGGAACAACAGCGGCGGGAGAGGCUCGACUUCCUGCAUGGAUCUAAGUACUUCCAGUCCUGGACGGAAGCUGAGCUGGGAGCCGUGGCAGACGUGUCCAGUAUCAUGGACUAUAAGGAUAAUGAUAUCAUUCUUGGCAACGUCAAAGGCGUAUCACCCAAAAUCUAUUUCCUCAUGUCUGGCAAGUGCCGCGUCAUCAAGCAAGUCCCUCUUGUGCGUCUCAAAUCCCCUCACAAACCAUCGACUCUGGUGUUGCCGAACAAGACGUCACAGAAGGAGUUCUUGAACAAAAACUACGGCCGAGCUUACAGGGUCCAUUCACUGCACCCUCGCAACCUCACCAUCACGAGGCUGUACGAGGGGGACUACAUGGGAGCUGGAGAAGAUCUGGAAAAUGUAUACAUGAUAGCCGAUGGCAAGGCUAAGUGUAUAUGUAUGAACAUAGUCCAGUUUGAGAUAUUUGCCAAGAAGCAGCAACUUCGAGCCAUGGCCCAGAAACGGCAGUCCCUCAUUCCUGACAACCAGUCCCUGCAUCAGCGGCUGAUGCUGAACAGGUUGUGGAACAGGUACAAGGAGCAGGUGGUGCUGGAGGUGGUGGGCAAGAAGAAGAUCCAUGGCAGGGCUACAAUGUCCGACGUUCCAUGGUCCAUCAGGAUGGAACCCAGAGCAUGGUGAAGCUCAGUGAUGUGUCACAAUGGUGCAAUCUAAGACUGGUGAUGUAUAUUGCGAUGAUACAUCAUGAGCAUUCUGGGUUGUGCUACUGUACUGGUUUGACAGCAUCAUGGUCUAUGUUGCAAUAGUGUUUGGGGACCUUGCUGGCUUGUGUUUUCAUGAUGUUGAGCACUGCGCAUUCUUUCUAUAUAAGCAUAGAAAUGACCCAAAUAUCAGGAAAUGUUUUUGAAACGUUCAAGGCCGUGUCCCCUGGAAUCAGAUAGUUAAAACCAGGAAUGAUCUGUUCUGAAACUAUGGUUUUUCUGUUUUCUUCAAGAAAGAAAGAACGGACAAGACUCAGGAAAAUUAGAGCUGAUUAAUAUACUCUGUUAUAAUCUUUUUUCGUGUCACUCUGAGGACUAAGCGUUUUCACCUUAUACAAUUUGAUACUUUUCAAUGAAAGGUAUACCUACAUGAGUAGGAAGCUACAUCUGUGACUUCUGCAUAUUUGACCGUUUAAUUCAAAAUGUUUGUUUUUUUGUACCUGUUUUUGAGUUCGUAUGUGUAUAGAUUUGGGCAUGCGUGUGUAUGGACCUGCAAUGCACUGGUGAGAAUCCUUGGGGGAAUGUAAAUGCACUUAGUGUUAUUAAUUGGAGUUGAUAAAAAGGAAUCAAAAAUAUAUUUCCUUAUGUUUCAUACAAUCAGGGCAUGCUGGUAAUAUUAGAAUGUUUUUGUUUUUUAUCUGCACGGAAAUUAUAUAAUGCAAAUCAUUUUUAAAUAGGAAUGUCUCAAAGCACUCAUCAAGUACCUGUUAAAGAUUUAGGAGCAUGGAGUGCCUUACCUGAUUGUAUAGUUAGACAUUUGGCUGCCCGACAUCCCUGGCAAACACAACUCUUUAUUCGCUGUCCUUACCUCUAAUAUCCUAUCAGUGGAUACUGCCGAGUGGAGCAAACUGUCCUCCAGGUGCAUUUAUCAGGCCAGGGAUGGUCUUUCAUUGGACAAGACUCUCCUCAAUGCCCGUAAUCUCAUUAUAAGAUGCCCUGGAAGCAGGUUCUAUGCAUCUUUUUCAAGUUUCCAUUCCAUUUAAUUCACCAGUUUAUUCUGUUCAUUUCAGUUCGUUAUUUUUUAACCUUCUGCAUAGCAGUCAUGUUAUUAAUAUACCGCACUUAUUUAAAUCAUAUUUGUUGCAUCUGUCAACUAUCUGUGGUUUAGUCAACUUCUUGAUUGAGCAUGUAUCUGUUCAACUUAGAACAUGAUUCUUUAACUUUAAUUUCA